Cyprinodon variegatus (sheepshead minnow) is the source of this 609-nucleotide messenger RNA. RefSeq names its product SH3 domain-binding glutamic acid-rich-like protein 3. Gene Ontology annotation, cellular component: cytoplasm. Bases 137 to 421 code for a protein of 94 amino acids. Lineage: Eukaryota; Metazoa; Chordata; Actinopteri; Cyprinodontiformes; Cyprinodontidae. The transcript has 3 exons. The record is from RefSeq and is a predicted model, not a curated record.
UGGUAAACUUUGUCCAAACCUGUUCACAUUGUCUGCUUCUUCAAGCUUACAUACCUCCAGACAGGAUACUGCAGCGUUCUCAGUGUUUUUCUUUACAAAAACUUGUUUCUAUCUAUAUUGGAAAAUAACUUUUAAAAUGGCAGAAAAGACUGUGAGUGUUUACAUGGCCAGUGUGAGCGGUUCCCUGGAGAUGAAGAAAAGUCAAGACAGAAUAUUUUCUGUUCUCUCUUCAAAGAAGAUCCCCUUCAAAGCUGUGGAUAUUACCCAAGACUCUGAAUACAAAGAUUUAAUGAGGAAGAUCGCUGGCAAUCCUACAGCACUUCCCCCACAAAUAUGCAAUGGAGAUCAAUACUGUGGAGACUUUGCUGCAUUCGAGAACGCAGUUGAGUUGAAUCAACUUGAGCAGUUCCUCAAGCUUUAAAAGAAAUACCAAGGAGCAAUGUGGGAAAUCUGGAAAUACCAUUGUUGAGCUAAUUGCACAGUUAUAAAGGAAUAUAAUGUUGAUUGCAUAUGUGCUUGUGAUGUGUUAUUAAUAUUACUUAAAUACUACCAAGAAAUGUUUCCGUCAAAUGUGAGGAAUAAGUGGGUUUUUUUGGUGUAACAGUACAU